Topomyia yanbarensis is the source of this 4607-nucleotide messenger RNA. It is a transcript of the gene Blm, whose product is annotated as recQ-like DNA helicase Blm. Bases 79 to 4356 code for a protein of 1425 amino acids. The transcript has 4 exons. Gene Ontology annotation, cellular component: cytoplasm; chromosome; nucleus. Gene Ontology annotation, biological process: double-strand break repair via homologous recombination; DNA replication. Lineage: Eukaryota; Metazoa; Arthropoda; Insecta; Diptera; Culicidae. Gene Ontology annotation, molecular function: four-way junction helicase activity; ATP binding; 3'-5' DNA helicase activity. The record is from RefSeq and is a predicted model, not a curated record.
UGUCAUGGCGUUUCGUGAUUUUGGUGGUAUUUUUGCAAUGAUGUCGAAUUAAUUUUGCUGUUAAUUGUACUUUUUAUCAUGUCACGAAAAUUGCUUACUUUGUCAAGUUCAUCGUCCAAGAAUGAUCCCAAAAAACAAACCAGCUUAAUGGCUUUUAUAGCCAAAAAGAAAUCAGAUGACAACGAAAGAUCAUCCCACGUUUCUUCUACAAACAGUAUGUCAGAGGUUGAAAAUAUGUCCAAUUUGGAAAUGGAAGCCGAUUGCGCCAAAAACUUCACAUCAGACGAAACUAUACUUCGUUCGCCCAGUAUAUUUCGACCAAAGUUCCCCAGAUCUCAUUUUCAGAAAAAACAGCCCAACACGGUUGAAAUCCUGUCAAGUGAUUCGGACACUUCCCCAGUGAAAGCGCGGUGCAAACCUUCUCGAACAUUGCAAGACAACUUCAACCAAGUGAAGGAAGACGAUAAAUUGGGAAAAUCGGCAUCAGAUCGACCUGACGAGUACGACUUGCUAGUUUCAAAGUACUGCACAGAAGCCACUGCCGUUUCGCUAAUGUUAGAUCUUGAUCUGAAGAACGACUCUCGCUAUCAAAAAGCCACGAAAAAAUUAGAAGAAAAUAUGGCUAAAAUCAGCCCUAAGAAAAACAUUGCUGCUGAUGGAAAUACUACAAAGACGACAAAGUUCGAGUAUAAGGUGCCAAAAGCUGGUUCCAUGCUUUUCAGUUUAAAGGAACCGUUGAAGAAACCAAUUGAUCUUAAUGAGACUCCUCCCACUAAAGACGAUGAUGUGUUUGAAAUGAAGAAACCAACAAGUUCAACACCACUUGCUGAGUCGAAUUUUGCAUUCAAACCUAAACAGAUGACUGAUUUUCAAACUAGGAAUGGCCAGAGUCAGAUUCAGUAUAAUCUUUUUCCAUCGCCAAUAUGUCCCAACAAUGGCCAUGUACAGCUAUCCACCCCAAUUGAAAAAUCUGAGGCGCUCGAGUCCUGUACGCCGAAGAAAUCUUCCGACACUUUGAACUGCCUCAAUCAAACGAAAACAUUCGCUGUAAAAUUUGAUUCCGGACUAGAUGGAUACAUGGUUGAAAUACUGAAUGAUCCUCGAUUUAAGUCGAAAGAAUUAUCUGAAGUCGAAAUCAAGAAAAAUCACCAAUAUUUGCAAGAAACUAAUCGCGUGCUACUAGAAAAGUUCUUUGACAUCUUUGCCCAAAUACCAGUUAACAUUUUCAACUCAAUACAGGGCUUUCAACAAGAUACAUAUAGCAAGCUAAAGUCUUUGAUUGAAAACACUCGAGGAAAAAUCAAAGUUAACGAAAAAGUGCUUGAAAACAUCAAGAGUAUAAACAAAUCAUCGUCUGUUAUUGGGUCUAGAAAAAGUCACUUAGAAAAGAAAAAAACAAGCCAGACUUUGAUGAUUACCGAAGAAGCAACCAGAGGCGUUACUUCACCGGACCCUGAAGAACUUGAUGAUUUCAUUGAUUGUACUAUACCCUCGAAAAAAAUCGAUGAUACUCAAUCAAAGCCUAGCGCUUUUGUGUUCAAAAAACCGCUAUCUGGGACAGGCAACUUAUCAAACAAUCAGCAAGCGAGUACGAGCUAUCUAAACGCCUCGCGAGAAGAUGACGAGGAUGAUAUUGAGAGUAUACUGAAUAACAUUCGGGAGGCAGAACUUAUCGACAAAGGUCGUGCCAAUCAGCACAAUUUGAGUUCCGUAGAUUUAGUAACACCGGAGAGUUCAUUUCGUCGCACGGAACCUCGGAUUACAUUCAACCAUCAAGAGACCUCACUGAGAAAUACGCAAUUCAUAGAAAAUGUGGAGACCCAAGUGGAUGAAGACGGUUGGCAGGUGUAUGAUGCAUCUCAGUUUGAUGCACCCGACGUGAUAAACAUUACGGAUGCGUCGGAGGGUUUCGAUAAUGCGGCUAGUUACAAUCGGAAACAGUCACUCAGUGAUGCUGCUCUGUGUAAACUGCUGGAAGCUGCCGGAGGUGACAGUCAACUUCCAAGUGCAUCUAGUAGACAACAAAAGUCGCAAUCCCUUGGAAAUUUCCACUCGGGAGUCCGCAACGAUGGCAUAACUGGCGAAUUUGAUGGAAUGAAUUAUUCUCAUUCCGAGCGACUUCAGAUAGUGUUCCGAGAAACAUUUGGACUGCGAUCCUUCCGUCCUAAUCAGCUACAGGUCAUCAAUGCUACCUUAUUAGGACAUGAUUGCUUCGUGCUAAUGCCAACUGGAGGUGGAAAAUCUCUGUGUUAUCAACUUCCAGCGUUACUAACAGAAGGUGUCACGAUCGUAGUUAGUCCAUUGAAAUCACUAAUUCUAGAUCAAGUGAACAAACUUAGCUCUCUCGAUAUUCCGGCUGCACAUUUGUCUGGAGAGGUGUCGUAUGCGGAUCAACAGAAAAUUUAUAAUGACAUGCAAAGCACACGACCGAUAUUGAAACUGCUUUAUGUGACACCGGAGAAAAUUUCUUCAUCAGCUCGGUUUCAGAACAUUUUGACUGGUUUAUAUAGAAUGAAGCAACUGGCAAGAUUUGUUAUCGAUGAAGCACAUUGCGUGUCUGCUUGGGGGCAUGAUUUUCGUCCCGAUUAUAAAAAAUUGUCAGUCCUAAGAGAGCAAUUUCCUUCGGUACCCAUCAUGGCAUUGACAGCAACGGCGAAUCCGCGCGUUAGAAUCGACGUCUUGAAGCAAUUGAAUCUGAAGAGCAACACCAAGUGGUUUUUGUGCAGCUUCAAUCGACCCAACCUGAAAUACAUUGUUCGACCGAAGCAGGGGGUAGCAACAAAGGCCGAAAUUAUUGAGCUGAUAAAGAAGAAGUUCCCCCGUGCUACGGGCAUUAUUUACUGUCUGUCGAAGAAGGACUGUGACCAACUCGCAGCAGAGCUGAGAAAUGCCGGUAUCAAAGCGAAGAGUUACCAUGCAGGUUUAUCGGACUCACAGCGCGAAUCGACACAGAAGGACUGGAUAACAGACAAAAUCAAGGUGGUAUGCGCUACUGUCGCAUUCGGUAUGGGAAUCGAUAAACCGGAUGUGCGCUACGUGAUCCAUCAUUCGAUGCCCAAGAGCAUUGAAGGGUACUAUCAAGAGGCAGGAAGAGCAGGACGUGAUGGUGAUCUUGCCACUUGCAUACUAUUUUACAAUUAUUCGGACAUGUUGCGUUUUAGAAAAAUGAUGGAUCUUGACUCGAUACCGUUUGAGGCCAAACAGGUUCACCUGCACAAUCUGUUCCGCAUGGUUAACUUUUGCGAAAAUGUCACCGACUGUCGACGGACCCAGCAAUUGGAUUACUUUGCCGAACAUUUCACACGUGAACAGUGUUUGGAAAAUCGAGUCAGUGCUUGUGACAACUGCUUAAUGCAGGGAGAAUACAAGACCAUUGAUGUCACGGAGGAUUGUAUUGCUAUUGCAAAGAGUGUGCGAGACCUUUGCGCUGGUAGAAACCGGUUUACUCUGCUGCAUCUGGUAGAAGUAUUCAAGGGAAGUGAACAGAAAAAAAUUAUCGAUAAUAAUCAUCACCGUUCACCUUACCAUGGUCGACUUAAGAACUGGGAUCGAAGCGACAUUCAACGAUUGAUGCACAAGUUAGUGAUCGAAGACUACCUGAAGGAAGAUCUAAUUUUCAGCAACGAUAUUCCUCAGGCGUAUAUCAGAAUUGGUGGCAAAAUAGAAAAACUAAUGAAUCGAGAAGUGUGUGUUAGUUUCUCAGUCAAAGAGAAAACAUCUAACAAACGAAUUCAACAGGAUGAUAUUGGAAACGAACCCAAACUCGACAGUCAAGGUAAUGCACAACUCAAAGAACUACAGGAGCGAUGCUACAAUGACCUUUUGGACAUUUGUCGGUCGUUGGCCGCGCAAAAGAAUGUCACUCUUGCAUCUAUUAUGAAUAUGCAAGCUCUUAAAGCUAUGUCGGAGCGGCUUCCAGAGACACAAGCAGAAAUGCUGUCACUUCCACACGUAACAAAGGCCAACUUUGAAAAAUACGGUCAGCAGCUUUUAGAAAUAACUCAAAACUACGCCGCUGAAAAAUUGUGCAUAAUGUUGGAUGCUGAUACUGUUGGAAACACAGGUAACGGCAAUGAUGAUAGCGACAGUGAUUCCAGUGGAGAUGGUACAGAUUGGGGACGUUUGGCGCGUGAAGCUUCGGCAAAUAGUUCUGCAGGUACCAAUAAGCGAAGGCGAAACUGGGGAUCUGGUGGCAGAGGCGCCAAACGAUUCCGAAGAGGCCGAACGAAAUCAAAAACUGGUACUCGUGCUAAAGCAACUGCAAGCCGUGGUGGAGCAGUGGCGAAACGUGGUGGUCGAGGAGCACGGGCAGGAACUUCCACUUUUGGACUACUGCCACUGCCUGGGACUCGGUAGCCGCGAUUAGCGUGUAGGUCAUUCGUUUUAUAUUAAACGUACGUUGUAUUGUUUUUGUGAUCUGUUAGCAAUAUAUCUUAACGUUUACUUAUCAUUUCUACUUUCAAAAUCUGAAAACUUUUAUUGUAAUUGUAAAUUUAUUAGCUUACGAUACCCUGUUGGUUACAUUUGUAUACCUUAUGUCAGGUCAAGGAAGAAUAGAGUUUAACUAUUGAUUUAAUGUUUCAAACAACACAUUUAAUAAGUAGAGC